Messenger RNA from Lachnellula hyalina, 1158 nucleotides. Its product is annotated as PI-PLC X domain-containing protein. The transcript has a single exon. Gene Ontology annotation, biological process: lipid metabolic process. Bases 1 to 1158 code for a protein of 385 amino acids. Gene Ontology annotation, molecular function: phosphoric diester hydrolase activity. Lineage: Eukaryota; Fungi; Ascomycota; Leotiomycetes; Helotiales; Lachnaceae. The record is from RefSeq and is a predicted model, not a curated record.
AUGCUUUUCUCCUUCAAGCUCCUUGCUGCAUCAGCAUCCCUACUCUCACUAUCCCAAGCUUCCCCACAAGGAGGAUUCUUCUCGCAGUCAUCAGCCGUAGCUGUGGCUUCAUCCACAGCCAAAGUCUCAGCAUCGACAGUCUCCCUGGCAGCAGCAGCAACAGGAACAACAGCAUGCAACAACUCGCCCGAUCUAUGCAACCGGAACUACAACAACAUCACCCACAUGGGUGCCCACGACUCUGCCUUCCUCCGAGACUCGAGUACCGGCUUCACGGAAUCAGGAAACCAGUAUUAUAACGCAACCGUAGCACUAUCAGCCGGUAUCCGUCUCCUACAAGCACAAGUGCACCUCAACGAUGGCGUCCUCGAACUCUGCCACACAUCCUGCGCGCUCCUCGACGGCGGGUCCCUAGCCACCUUCCUUACAGCCAUCAAGACCUGGAUGGACGCCAACCCCAACGAAGUCGUCACCCUGCUCCUCGUAAACAGCGAUGACCAAACCGCCGCUACCUUUGGCUCCGUCUUCAACAGCACCGGCAUCUCCAGCUACGGCUACACGCCCUCCUCAACAGACGGUCCAGUCGCUACCUGGCCAACUCUCCAAACCCUCAUCACAGCCAACACCCGCCUCGUAACCUUCAUCGCCUCCAUAACAUACGACUCCUCCUACCCCUCCCUCCUCCCCGAAUUCUCCUUCGUCUUCGAGACUGCCUACGGUCAGACCUUCCCCGACUUCAACUGCACCAUUGACCGGCCUACCGGCCUCGCCUCCUCCACCGCUGCCAUUUCGGCUGGCUACAUGGGCCUCGUGAAUCAUUUCGCCGAUACCAAUACUCUCAUCUCAACUCCCGAUAUCACAAACCUGCCUACCACCAAUUCCCCCGCUACCAAUACAUCGGGUAGUCUGGGCACCGAGGGCCAGCAGUGCACGAGCGAGUGGGCGAAGAAACCGACCUUUAUCUUGGUCGAUUACUUUAAUGUCGGCCCCGCGGUUGAGACGGCGGAUAACUUGAAUGGGAUUACGGCGGUGGGACGGACGAGCGUCAGUACGGCCGAGUUGACGCAGAGCAGUGGUGCGGGGAUCGGGAAGGGGGUCUCUUGGGCUGUGUUGCUGGGGAUGGGUGUUGUUGCGGUGGUGAAUAUUGUAGUAUUGUAG